ACUGAAGGUCUUGAUCGUUUCCUACCAGCACAAUGGAUAUCCACCGCUGCAGAUUCGUGCCCUACCCUCCAUCGACAAUCAACGCGCUUGCCUUCUCCCACUCGCACAUUUCGAAAGAUCAGAAAACUGCCCCUCCAAGAUUAGCAGUCGGACGCGCAAAUGGAGACAUCGAAAUUUGGAAUCCGCUGAAGGGCUUGUGGUUACAGGAAACCAUUAUUCGAGGAGGAAAAGAUCGCAGUAUUGAUGGCCUUGUAUGGACUCAAGAUCCAAAUGAAGACGUCGAAGGAAGAACGAUUAUUGGGAAAUCAAGACUUUUCAGUAUAGGAUACACAACUACGGUCACAGAGUGGAAUUUGGAGACGGGUCGACCACUUCGCAAUGCCAGUGGCAAUCAUGGAGAGAUAUGGUGUAUUGCUGCCCAGCCUGCCUUACUUCCUGCAGAAGAGGAAGACAUUGGCAGCAGCGCACAGUGGACGGGGCAAAGUCUGAUAGCUGGCUGCACGGAUGGAGCAUUAGUACUAUACUCGACCAAAGACGAUGAUCUACAGCUUCAGAAAGUCCUCAUUCGCCCAUCUUCGAAGAAAGCAAAGAUCAUUAGUGUCGCAUUCCAAGACAGGAAUAUUGUGGUUGCUGGUUGCACAGAUAGCACGAUUCGUAUAUUCGAUAUCCGAACGGGUGCAUUGUUGCGAAAUAUGACCACUGGUUCAGGGCCCAAAGGAGGACCGAAGGAAAUCAUUAUAUGGUGUGUCAAAGUUCUGAAGAGUGGAAAUAUCGUUUCUGGAGACUCGACUGGAGAGGUCAAGAUCUGGGAUGGAAAAACAUUUACCAUGUCGCAAAGGAUAAAGUCGCACAAGCAGGACGUGUUGAGUCUUGCUACAAGUCAUGAUGGUUCAGCAAUCUUCAGUGGUGGCAUGGAUAGAAGAACCAUCACCUACAAGCCAGUAGGUAAGGGCAAGCAAAGAUGGGCAGAAGUGGCACAUCGCAGAUUUCACAAUCACGAUGUCAAGACUAUGGCAAGCUUCGAAGGCCUCGGCAUGAGCGUUUUUGUAUCUGGAGGUCCUGACGCAUCUCCCAUCGUGGUUCCUCUCGGCAAAUUCGGAUUCGAGCACCAAAGAGCAUUGCCAUUCCUUGCCCAAGAGCCAAUUAUACGAAGCGCACCAAGCAAGAGGCUGAUGGCGAGUUGGUGGGACAGAGAAGUUCAUAUAUGGCGAAUGAACAAGCAGUCGAAAGCUGUAACAACCGAAGAGAGUGAAGAUGAAGCAGAGGUGAAGGGCCGUAAGUUGGUCGCCAAAAUGCUUAUAAAAGGAGAGGCGAAUAUCACUUCUACAGCUUUAAGCGCGGACGGCAAUCUAGUCACUGUAGCCACCACGACAGAUCUCAAGAUGUUUCUUCUACGUAGUAAGAAACCAGAAGACGGCGAGGGUUUGAGGGUCUCGAAAGUUGUUGUUCCUGCAAGCAUCGCUUCUGGAGCCAGACUUGUCCAAUUUUCACCUGACGGAAAAUGGCUCUGCAUUAUUCGUCCAGACAGUCAUAUCCUGCUCGUUAGAAUAACGAGUGAGGCCACAUCAGUCACUGUCCACUCACAAGCCUCCAAGCCUUCACGACUUGAUCGCCGCAUCGAGAAGAAUAUUCUUCUUGGCGGCCUUGGCACUUACGACAGAACAAUCUCGCAGGUUACAUUCUCUUCAGACAGUCGGAUCCUCGCCAUCAGCGAUAUCGCUGGUUACAUUGAUACGUUCGUACUUUCAGGAAACGAGGAUCUUACUUUACCGAUACCCGAGGACGAGGCAGACGCCGCGUCAUCAGAUUCUUCAGAUCCUGAAUCAGAUUCAGAUGAAGAAGAGGAGUCCAAAACUAGGCUCAUCUUCGGUCAGCAUUGGACACGCAAUCCAGCUGCAUCGUUACUCCCGAAGCUACCUGCUGCACCUGUGGUGCUCUCAUUUCGGCCCGGCACCAACGACGCACAAAAGCCUUUGAGUAAUGGUGUGUCACCGCAUCCUACCAGAAACAAUCCGCACCCUGUGCCACACGACCUGCCCGAAGGAGAGGACCGCUUGCUCGUGGUUACAGCUACAUCUGAUGUCUUCGAAUUCGAGGUUUUGAAGGGUGGACUGAGCGCCUGGUCGCGGCGGAACCCGACUUCUAGCUUCCCGCCUAAGUUCAAAAAAUCUCUGGAUCAGGUACGAGGCUGCAUUUGGGAUGUUAAAGAUUCGCGAGAGAGAAUAUGGUUGUACAGCAUUAAUUCGUUAUGGAUGUUUGAUCUGUCACAAGAUUUCCCUCCGGAUCCCGCGGGCGCUGGAAGUCGGAAACGGAAGCGGGCAGCUAAGGAACAUCCAUCUGGGGCAGGAGGUCACGUUGAGGAUCAUCAGCUAAACACUGGUAUUUCCAGGAAGAUGCAGAAACGAGAUCCAGACGAGGUUGAGAUUGAGGAGGUGGAAAUGCUUGUGAAGGAUGAUGAUGCGAUGGAUGUUGAUGAGGAUGUCGAUGAUGUCUCUACUCUCCAGCGUCUGAUUUAUGGUGAUACAGAGACCGAAGAUGCCGUCAAGGGUACAAAGUCUCGCUCUUGGCACUGGAAGACCUUCAAAUAUAGACCUAUUCUAGGUAUCGUGGAGAUAGGCGAAGGCGAUGAAUUUGGACCCGAGGUAGCUUUGGUCGAAAGGCCGAUCUGGGAAGCGGAUCUACCGCCGAGAUAUUAUGGUGAGCAGGAGUGGAAGGAUAAAGAGAUGGCGGCCAUGUGAUGUACGUUUGCCUAUAUGGGAGUCUCUGUGUGCAUUAGCUGGAGUUUGGGUGGUGAGAUACUGGGCAAGGAAAAGUCUACAGAGCACGAAUGUGAAUGGAGUAUUUCACAAUAUCUUGGCUGUUCAUAAUGUCUGUUCUUCCUGUGAUGUCUGUUUUACUUGUCAAUGUCUGGUUCGGAUUUGACAUUUAUCGGGCUUGCUAUAUUUCUUACUGCUGUUGGUCAUUGUACUCAUCCGAUGAAUCGGCGGAGGAGGAAUUAAUCAGCUUCAUGGCUGUUCACGACAGUAGAAGAUCCUCAGCCGACUGCUUUCUUGUUUGCAGAGCCCAUCAAGUCCUUG
Molecule: messenger RNA, 3077 nt
Organism: Mollisia scopiformis
Lineage: Eukaryota; Fungi; Ascomycota; Leotiomycetes; Helotiales; Mollisiaceae
Product: WD40 repeat-like protein
Exons: 2
Coding region: 33-2738 (901 amino acids)
Biological process (GO): maturation of SSU-rRNA from tricistronic rRNA transcript (SSU-rRNA, 5.8S rRNA, LSU-rRNA)
Cellular component (GO): small-subunit processome; 90S preribosome; t-UTP complex
Molecular function (GO): protein binding; RNA binding
Source: RefSeq, a predicted model, not a curated record